AUGCUGGAUACCAUGACCUGGGAACAGUGGAAGGGCGCUCUGGGUCCCAAGGUGCAAGACACCAAGAACCUAGACGACCUGUUUGCAGGGCCUGAUGUCGACCUUUUCAUUGUCCUGUCUUCGGUGACUAGUGUCGUCGGAAACAUGGGCCAGAGCAACUACACGGCGGGAGGGACCCAAAGUGAGGCUGCGGUGGUGGAGGCGCUGCGGGAGAGAUUGGCUGACAGUCUCGCCCUCGUUCCUUUGGGAAUCGAAACGGGCGUGCCGCUGUCGACGUACGGCGUGGAUUCACUAGUGGCCGUCGAGCUGCGCAACUGGCUUGGGACCAAUCUUCUCAAGAGCGACCAGGCGUGA
Molecule: messenger RNA, 354 nt
Organism: Hirsutella rhossiliensis
Lineage: Eukaryota; Fungi; Ascomycota; Sordariomycetes; Hypocreales; Ophiocordycipitaceae
Product: KR domain-containing protein
Exons: 2
Coding region: 1-354 (117 amino acids)
Biological process (GO): secondary metabolite biosynthetic process; fatty acid biosynthetic process
Molecular function (GO): fatty acid synthase activity; phosphopantetheine binding
Source: RefSeq, a predicted model, not a curated record